UAAGGGCCCACCAAUGCCGUAUCCAGGAGAGAAGCCAAACCCUCACGAAGCUCACUCUGGUGGACCUCCUGCCCCUGGAGUUCCUCCUUAUCCUUCAAGCGCCGGUUACGGUUUCAAUCCGACACCAGGAUCAUUCAACAUGCCUCAACCUUUUUCUUCCCCUUACCCAGCAAGCCCAUACCCAAGUCCCUACCCUCCAUCUUCUAACCCAUCUAUGCCGUACCCCGGCCAAGCUAAUGUACCUUCUCCUUAUCCUCCAAGCGCUUCACUGUCUUACCCAAUGAACCCUGGAGCUACUUUUCCUCCAAGCUCAACUCAUCACCCCGCACAAAAUCCCAGCUUUUCAGCACCGCCUUAUGCACCUCAAUCCUACCAAUCAAAUCUUCCUCAACAGCCUAACUACCCUAGCAUGAGUUAUCCCGGCCAACCGGGUGUCAAUCCUGGCAUGAGCAUGAAUUCAAACUAUCCUGGCCAAGCGAGUUCUCAUACUAACGCUUAUCCUGGAUCCUAUCCUGGGGGCCAAGGGGCAGGAGCUUAUCAAUCAGCUACUGCUAUGGCUUAUAGACCUUAUUCUUCUGCCUCUGCCCCCCGGAUGGCUCAGGUUAAUUUGAAGCCAUCUCCAACCGUAGUACCUUUCCCUGGUUUCAAUUCUCGGGAAGAUGCUGAAGUUCUUCGGAAGGCGAUGAAAGGAUUUGGUACCGACGAAAAAGCCAUAAUUAAUGUUCUUGCUAAUCGUACAAAUCUCCAGCGCCAGGAAAUAGCUGUCCAAUUUAAAACUCUUUAUGGAAAAGACUUGAUAAAAGACUUGAAGUCUGAGUUAUCUGGAAAUUUUGAAGAUCUUGUCGUUGCUAUGAUGACACCAAUUCCUGAUUAUUACGCUAAAGAACUCCAUGAAGCUAUGUCGGGUAUUGGAACUGACGAACAUGUCUUGAUUGAAGUAAUGUGUACAAUGUCCAAUCAAGAAAUUCAUGUUAUUCGUCAAGCAUAUGAAGCUAGAUAUGGAAAAUCAUUGGAGGACGAUCUUCGGGAAGAUACUUCUGGCAAUUUUAAACGUUUAAUGGUCUCACUGUGCUGUGGGCAUCGUGACGAAUCAUACGAAGUUAAUCCAAGUGCAGCUAUGGAAGACGCUCGACAACUUUUGCAGGCUGGAGAGCUCCGUUUUGGCACUGACGAAUCCACCUUUAAUGCUAUUUUAGUUCAACGCAAUAUUCUCCAGUUGAAACAAAUUUUUACUGAGUAUCAGAAUAUUACUGGGCAUUCGAUUGAAGAUGCUAUUAAGAAUGAAUUUAGUGGUGAUAUUGAGAAAGGUCUUCUGGCUAUUGUUCAAUGUGUGAAUCACCGUGCUGGAUAUUUUGCGAAACAACUUUACAAAAGCAUGAAGGGAAUGGGUACAGAUGACCGUAGACUUAUCAGACUUGUUGUAACACGAGUUGAAAUUGACAUGGGAGAAAUAAAGCAAGCGUACAUUCAGGAGUAUGGAAAAUCAUUAGAAGAUGCUAUUGCUGAUGACUGUUCAGGACAUUACAAAAAAUGUCUCUUGGCACUGAUUGCCUAA
Molecule: messenger RNA, 1555 nt
Organism: Cotesia congregata
Lineage: Eukaryota; Metazoa; Arthropoda; Insecta; Hymenoptera; Braconidae
Source: the annotation of a GenBank genome assembly